Salvia splendens (bonfire salvia) is the source of this 2827-nucleotide messenger RNA. Its product is annotated as receptor-like protein 7. The transcript has a single exon. Bases 13 to 2643 code for a protein of 876 amino acids. The record is from RefSeq and is a predicted model, not a curated record. Lineage: Eukaryota; Viridiplantae; Streptophyta; Magnoliopsida; Lamiales; Lamiaceae. Gene Ontology annotation, molecular function: protein binding.
UCCUCUUUCACCAUGCUUUCAAACUUGUUGUUGCUCAUUUGUAUACUAACUUCGUCCUCCAUUUUCACUACCCAUUCUUAUAAUAACAAAUGCCUUCGUCAUCAGGAAACCUUGUUGCUUCAACUCAAGCAUGAGUUGAUCUUCUUUCCCUCUAGUUCAACAAAACUGGUGCGAUGGAAUGAAAGUGCUGAGUGUUGCCUGUGGCAUGGUGUGGAAUGUGAUGCUUCUGGCCACGUCGUUAGUUUGCAGCUCGAUGAAGAGGACAUUUCCGGUGUAAUUGGGGAUUUGUCGAGUCUCUUCAGAUUUAAAUAUCUGAAGAAGCUUAACCUCGCCUACAAUGGUUUCAAUGAUGCCAUUCCAAAAGGUAUAGGCAAUCUGACUUGUUUGACACAUUUGAAUUUGUCACAUGCUGGUUUUGUUGGGCAGGUUCCUUCUGAAAUUUCAUCCUUGACGAGAUUGGCUAGUCUCGAUAUCUCCAACGAGUUUGGCAAUACUCUUAGCCUUGAGCACCCAAAUUUGGAGAUGCUUGUCCAAAAUCUAACAGAGCUUAGAGAGCUCUAUCUUGAUGGUGUCAAUAUCACUUCUUCAGAUGAAAGGCGAAAAUGGAGCCACAUUGAAUUAUCACAUUUACCCAACCUCACCUCUUUGAGCAUGGCUGGUUGUAGUCUUUAUGGCCCUUUGCCUACAUCCUUUUGGCAACUUCAUUCCCUUUCUAUUCUUCGACUGGAUCGUAACAAUCUUUCAGCAGUAGCACUUGAUGACCUUUUCACCAAUUUUCCAAGUCUGACCACCUUGACUCUUCGUGAAUGCAGUUUGAAGUGUUCUAUACCAUCCACCUUUGGUAAUCUAACCGAGCUGAUUCAUGUCGAUUUGUCAUAUAACUCGUUGAUAGGCUCACUUCCUUCUACUUUGUUUGAAGGUCUUUCCAAUCUCGUUUAUAUAAAUUUGUGGAGAAAUUCAUUCUCUGGUAACAUUCCCCAAUCUCUUUUUGCACUCCCAUCAUUGUUGUAUCUUUUUCUUGGUUACAACCAAUUUAAUGGCACUUUUCAACUCGACAACUUUCAAAGCCUUCCCAAUCUCACUUCACUCGAUCUAUCCGGCAAUAGCUUGUCAGUAGAUACUGGCAACGUCAAUUCGAGUUCAUAUGGAGGUCUCAAAUUAAAAGGGUUGGGCCUAAAUUCAUGUAACUUGUCCAGUUUUCCUGAUUUCGUCAAACAUAAUAUGGAUCUAAAGUAUUUGGAUCUCUCAAACAAUAGUAUUGCGGGGGAAGUACCUAGUUGGGUUUGGGGAAAACGACUUGGAUAUUUGAACUUGUCGUUCAAUCUUCUGACGAAUCUGCAAAAGCCUUACCAUAUACCUGCUUCUCUUGAAUCUAUAAGCUUAGAAUCUAACCAGAUUAAGGGCGAGUUGCAGCUGUCCAUUCCACUUGAUUCUCAGCUUUGGUCCUUGUCUCUUGCUAAUAAUAGUUUUGGUGGAUCAAUUCCAAUCUCCUUCUGCAAUGCUACAAACCUCCAAAAUCUUGACAUGUCUAGAAAUAAAUUAAGUGGCAGCAUACCCCGUUGCCUACUUGAAAACAUUAGUGACCUUGAUCUGAGUCGAAACAACAUCAGCGGUAACAUUCCAGAUACUUUUCCAAUGGUUUGUAGCCUAUAUUAUUUGGAUCUUAAUAAUAAUGCUUUAGAGGGGAAGAUCCCAAAGUCCAUCGGAAGUUGUAUGAAUUUGGGGUACAUGAAUGUUGGGAACAACAUGAUCAACGACACUUUCCCAUGCAUGCUACCAUCGACCUUGCUUGUUCUUGUUUUGCACUCCAACAGAUUCCAUGGGGAUUUAAGAUGUAACAAAAAUUGGCCAAGUCUUAAAAUUCUUGAUGUAUCAUCGAAUCAUUUUAGUGGAAGUCUUGAAUCAAUCGACUUCUCUAGUUGGACGUCUAUGAUGCGUGGAUAUCUCGAUGGCGAAUUUGAACGAAAGCUUGACGUGGCAUUAAUCAUGAAAGGGCAAAUGGUGGAGCUUUACAAGAUUUGGGAAGAUUUUAGUACCAUUGAUUUGUCUUCCAAUAGUUUCUACGGAAAGUUACCAAAUGCAAUUGGUGAUCUUACCUCACUUCAUCAACUCAACCUCUCCCACAAUGCCCUUGAUGGAAGCAUCCCAAAAUCUUUUGGUAGGUUGAGUAAUCUCGAAUCACUCGACCUCUCUGUAAACCAACUUGCAGGUCAGAUCCCAGAGGAGCUUGGAGGUCUCACAUUCCUUUCCGUCUUGAAUCUCUCCUACAAUAAGUUUGUUGGAGCAAUCCCAAUAGGGCGGCAAAUUCAAACAUUCACGGCUGAUUCAUUUGAAGGAAAUUCAGGGCUGUGUGGUUUUCCUCUCAGCAUAAACUGCAGUAAUACUAAUGUACCACCACCGGGAUAUAAUGAAACGGGGGAAGAGAGGAAGGAGAUAGAGUGGGAAUACGUGUGUGCUGCAGUAGGAUACGUUGUGGGAGUAGGAAGCAUCGUGUGGCUACUUUUAUUCUGUCGAGGCUUCAGAGAGAAAUACUUUGGUAAAAUAGAAGAGGUUGUUGAAGGCAUGUUCAUUGCUAGAGACAUGAGAAGAAGACGUGCGAGAAGAGCCGCAGCAGCAAUGAAUCGAGUCAUCAGGAGGCAGUAGUGUUGGAAAUGUUAUUUGUUUUAUGUAAGAGAGUGAAAUAAAUAGGGGGUUAAGCAUCGCUUGUGUGGUUCCCUAUCUGUUUAAUCGUGUGCAUGUUUUUUCUUAGAGUUUAUGAAUUUUGGAAUGUACGGAUUAUUUGUGUUUAAUUGAGUGCAUGUUUGUAUUUUGCAAAACUUCAUUCAAA